GUUCCGAGGACGGAGAGGCGAAGACGAGAAGUUUUUAUUUAGACUAGAUACUACCUAAUAUAAUAUGAAGUAGAUGCAAAUGAGAGCGUCUUGGACUCGGUGAAUCUAAGUCAGGUGGUAUUUACGGGAGAUUUCAUUUUACGACAAUUUAAACCAUCGCGGGCUGUAGAUUACGAAACUGCCAUUCCGUAUCAGUUAACUCCAAUGGCCCAGACUAAGUCUGCAACGAAGCUCCGGCAGAUGCUUGCCGAUCCGGAAAAGACCGUUAUAUGUCCGGGCGUACAUGAUGGACUUACGGCACGUGUGGCGUUGAACGUAGGCUUCGACGCGUUGUACAUGACGGGCGCAGGAACGGCUGCAUCCCGCCUCGGCCAGCCGGACCUCGGUCUUACCACCCUCGACGAUAUGGCGACGAAUGCCGGAAUGAUCGCGGGCCUCGACCGUGCUAUUCCGGUGAUCGCGGAUGCCGACACCGGGUUCGGCGGACCCCUGAUGGUCGCCCGUACCACCGAGAAGUAUAUUCUCCAGGGGGUAGCAGCAUUUCAUAUCGAGGACCAAGUGACGACUAAGCGCUGCGGACAUCUCGGCGGGAAGGAGCUCGUCGACACGCCUACAUUCGUAGCACGCAUCCGGGCCGCUGCUGCUGCGCGCUCGCGCAUGGGCUCGGAUAUCGUCAUUAUUGCCCGCACCGACGCGCUGCAGUCGCGGGGCUACGAGGAGGCGGUUAGCAGAUUGAGAGCCGCCGUGGAGGCUGGUGCCGACGUGGCAUUCCUAGAGGGGAUGCAGACGAAAGAGCAGAUGGCGCAGGUAGUCAAGGAUAUGGCGCCUACCCCGUGUCUUCUAAACAUGGUCAGCGGUGGCGUCACACCUUUGGUUAACGCGCGGGAGGCGAAGGAGUUGGGAUACAAGAUUGUCCUUUGGCCUAUAGCCGGUAUGACGAGCGUGUACAUCGCCAUGCGCGAGUUCUGCCAGGAACUGAAGAGCACGGGCGAGAUAAAGGAUAGGUAUAAGGAAGACGGGAAGAUCGAUGGAGGCGUGAGGGAUGUAUUCGAACUAUGCGGGCUGUCGGCUUGCGUCGAGUUUGAUAAGGAGGUUGGGGGCGCAAGUUUUGCGAACGGAGCUUAAGAGCCUAUAGGAAUUAUAUGGAAAAUAACUAAGUAUUCAUCGCGAAGCGGACAACAAGGGGCAGAGUUGAGGCAUAUGACAAUAGUCUCUCUGAAGCCCCUUUCACUUAUUUAACCCUAGUCAGCUAAGUGCUCUCAAUAUAUAUUAUUCGAAGAGAA
Daldinia vernicosa is the source of this 1283-nucleotide messenger RNA. RefSeq names its product Phosphoenolpyruvate/pyruvate domain-containing protein. The transcript is spliced from 2 exons. The record is from RefSeq and is a predicted model, not a curated record. NCBI's taxonomy places the organism in Eukaryota, Fungi, Ascomycota, Sordariomycetes, Xylariales, Hypoxylaceae. The coding region runs from base 205 to 1125 and encodes 306 amino acids. Gene Ontology annotation, molecular function: catalytic activity.